Eleginops maclovinus (Patagonian blennie) is the source of this 1683-nucleotide messenger RNA. Its product is annotated as high-affinity choline transporter 1-like. Gene Ontology annotation, biological process: transmembrane transport; acetylcholine biosynthetic process; choline transport. The coding region runs from base 1 to 1683 and encodes 560 amino acids. The record is from RefSeq and is a predicted model, not a curated record. Gene Ontology annotation, molecular function: choline:sodium symporter activity. The transcript has 8 exons. NCBI's taxonomy places the organism in Eukaryota, Metazoa, Chordata, Actinopteri, Perciformes, Eleginopidae. Gene Ontology annotation, cellular component: plasma membrane.
AUGGCUGUUAACAUCCCAGGAUUGAUAGUGAUGGUGAUUUUCUACCUGAUGGUCCUUGGGACCGGCAUCUGGGCUUCUUUCAAGUCCAAAAAGGAACAGAAGAAAAGUGCAGCCACUGGAAUGGAUAUGGCUCUGCUGGGAAACCGCAGCAUUAGCUUGUUGGUGGGGAGCUUCACAAUGACAGCAACGUGGGUCGGAGGAGGCCUUAUUGUCGGCACAACUGAGAUGGUGUACACGCCAUCUUUGGGACUAACCAGCACCACCCUGAUGCUGGUGGCAUACAGCUCUUCUUUUGUUAUUUGUGGCUUGGUGUUUGCAAAGCCGCUGAGAGACAGAAACUGUGUGACCAUUCUGGACCCCUUCCAUGCCAAGUAUGGAAAAGUAGUAACUACUGCACUGUCCCUGGUUUCAAUAUGUUUGGAUCUGGUCCUUUUACCCUGCACACUCAUUGGUUUAGGAGGAACCAUGAGUGUGGUCCUGGAUUUGCCCUACAGUGUGUGCAUUUGGAUCUCUGCCGCUGUCGCCAUCCUCUACACGCUGCUGGGAGGCCUCUACUCUGUGGCCUACACAGAUGUCCUACAGCUUAUCCUCAUAUUCAUCAGCAUGUGGAUGUGUGUUCCCUUUGUUUUGAUGAACCCCGACUGCUCGGACAUUACCCAGACACUGAUGAACAACACCCGGCAUGCUCCCUGGAUUGGUGCACUGGAGCUGAAAAACACCUGGAUAUUGAUUGAUGAGUUCUUAUCAUUCGCACUGGGGAGUCUGGGAUUUCAGUGCAUUCAUCAGAGGACUUUGUCGGCGUCUUCCACAGCGACAGCCAAGAACACUUGCAUUGUUUCUGCUUUCAUCUUCCCUUUAUUUGGGAUUCCUUCUGUACUGAUUGGGGCAGCUGCUGCCUCCACAGACUGGAACCUGACUUCGUACGGUUCUCCAUCUCCAUUUGAACGUGGGGAAUCAGCUCAAGUUAUGCCCAUCACCCUGCAGCAUCUCACUCCGUUCUACAUAUCCAUCAUCGGUAUUGGAGCUGUGGCCGCUGCUGUGAUGUCAUCCAUUGACUCUUAUUUACUUUCUGCAUCUUCUGUCUUCGCCUCCAGCAUAUACAAGAACAUCCUGAGGCCUCAGGCAUCCGACAGGGAGAUCCAGUGGGCGAUCCGUGCUACUGUGUUGGUAGUGGGCUUGGGUGGUACAUCCCUUUCCUUGAUAAAAAGCAGCAUCUUACUGUUCUGGUUCAUUGGUUCUGAACUGGCCUACAUCAUAACCUUCCCUCAAUUGGUCUGCAUCCUCUUCUUCAAAAUCUCCAAUGGUUACGGGGCAGUUAUGGGCUUGCUGGUGGGAGUAGGGUUGAAACUGCUCAGUGGAGACCCAAACCUAGGGUUAGCGCCGGUCGUACACUUCCCAGGAUGCACUCUUGAGAACGGUGUUUAUGUCCAGUACUCGCCAGUUAAAACCAUCUCCAUGCUGUCAGUCAUUGCUGCCAUCUUGUUUUUCUCCUACCUGACUUCUGUGUUCUUCAACAAAGGCCUGCUACCUGAGGAGUGGGAUGUGUUUAGAGUGAAAGCCCAGCACUCAACGCAACCAGACACAGCCACAGAUGGCACCACAGAGCAUAGUGAGAAUGAGAAGCUGAAUGGAAGCAACUCUCAGGCAGAGGCAUCAGAGCUAAUGGUUAGCACAAGCUGUUAG